UGUUUCACAUGUCGUGUGAGCUGAUCGUGGCGAAGGCAGGUGAACGUGCUUUUGAGUCUACGGAAAGUCUCACCGCAUCUUUGCGACUCCUAUAGCGCCGGGAUUAUCGGAAGUAUGAAGCCCCGUUGGGCGACUUCGCUCUUCCUUCUUCUUGGGGCCGCCUGUUACGGUGCGGGCCUGGUGCUGGGCAGGGUGAUCUCGGACGAACUCCUGGAAUGCUACCGCGACCUGGGCGCGAACCCGGUGCCGCUGAGCACCGCCUCGCUGGUGACGCUGGUGCGCAAGGUGGAGCGCAUGGAGAACGCCGCCACGCUCGACCUUCGCACGCUCUCCUACACGCUGCUGCACAGGUUCCGCGCGGACGGCUUGGAGCGGGACCCGGACGCGGUGUUCAGCGAGUUUGUGGUGCCGGUGAGGCAGAGCGGCCGGCAGGCUCUCAAGUGGGACAUUCUGGCCGAGCAGCUGCUGCCGGGCAACUCGCUGCUCUUCCCCGAGGAGAGCCUCACGCAUCACGAGAAGUGUGCCCUGCAUAUAAUGCUGUCGAGUUCAGUUGACCCUUCCGAGUGCUUCUCAAAGGGGACCAACAACUCAAGUGUACCAAUCACGACGGGCUGCCGGGAGCGCGGCGUGGUGAACGACACGCGCGGCGCCGUGUCGGCGGGGACGGUGGUGGCCGCGCUGUGCGCCGCCUCGCAGCCGCAGACGGUCAGCCUGCGAGACCUGCUGGCGUCGGCGGCGGAGGCGGGGCUGGCGCCCGUGCUGUCCGCCGGCACCUCGGCCGUCGCGCCGCGGGACCGCGAGAAGCUGGAGAGCCUCAAGGCGUACUCCGACAUGGGCAGCGCCGCCGCCGUCGACAGCCUCUGGGCCAGCACGCUCGCCGGAGACCUGUCCGAGGUGGCCGUCUACCAGGGCCCUCGCGUGGCGGCCGUCCGAGUGGGCGCCGCCGGCUUCUGGGACGACCCGCUGCUGCCCAUCAACUACAUCAUCGGCCACAAGGUCAUCAUAGACCUCACCGACGCCGAGCUCCGCGGCGGCAUCGACGGCCUGGUGCUGGGCGGCGGGCUGCGCGCGUGGCUGGAGCAGAUGGGCCGCCUGCGGCUGUCGCAGCUGCUGGAGAUGUACUACUCGCCGCGCGGCGUCGUGCUGGACGCCCAGGGGCAGCUGAGGGCCUGCCAGCGCUCCGGCGUGCUCUCCACCGCGGGCUACGGGCUGCGCCUGCGCAACGAGACGCUGAACAUGGCGCGGCUGCUGUACAUGAGGUCUGACGGGCCGCAGCUGAGCGACGCGGCCAUACAGAACUACACCAACGCGUCCGUCAGCGCCUUCUCCAGUUACUACCGUGAUGUCCUGGCGAAGGACCCAUCUUGCGCUGGAGAACUCUGGAAUCCUCCCUACGUUCACCUGCUCGUCGUCAUGGACUCCACGUGGACGCCCAAAGAGGCAAUUCGCCUCCUCACGUUCCUGGCCCAGCAGGCGGACGUGUCGGAGCUGGGAAGUUCGCUCAGCCUGCUGGACGGCCGCGGGGGACGCUGGGUAAUCAACGGCUCCAGGCGCUUCACCGACGUGCCGCAGGCGCUGCACAACGAGUCCCUGCUCUCCUGGACGUCCGGCGUGGACCUGUCGCGGUCUCUGCUCGCCGUGGCUGACCGGCUGCGCGAGCUGCGGGGGCCGGUGGGGGGCGCGGCCGCCGUGCUGCUGCUGCUCUGCUACAGCUCCUCGCUGUCCGACGCCGACCUGCAGGCGGCCGCCGACCAGCUCAGCGCCAUCAACGCCUCCUUCCCGGAGCUGGCGAUGGUGGCGGUGACGUCGGACGUGAACGCCGGCCGCUUCCAGCCGCUGGUGGGCGACGCCGGUCCGGUGUUGGUGGCGCCGGACAGCCGGGCAGAGACGGUGGUCCCGCUGGUCACGCAGCACCUCUCCACAGUGCCUGGCAGACUGGUGCCCAGCUCCUGUGGCUCAGAGACUGUGGGGCAGAGCAGCGAACUGGAGCUCUACCUGACGCCCGGGCUCACCACGCGCAUGCGCAUACAGCCGCAGUACCUGUCUCCCGGCUCAACAGUCACACUGCAGGUGCACAGCGCCGGCUACGGCGUGGUGCGCGCCUGCCUCACCAGCGAGGGCGCAGCCGCCAGCACGGCCAGCGUCAGCGAGGGCCGCGCCGCCGUGGAGGGCUGCGCCGAGCUGUCCGGGAGCAGCGUGUCUCUCAACGCCACCGCCAGGGGCGCGCCGCUGCUGCUCGCCCUCACGCCCACCAGCAGCCUGCACAAGUGCGCAGAGGACGACUGCCGCUUCCCGGACCAGGUGCGCGUGACUGUCCGCCACAGCGGGCUGGUAUGUCCCGGUGAUCGGCAACUGUCCGCCGCGCCUGGCGUCUCGCUUCCCGGGAUACUCACACUCGCUCUGGCGGCGCUGCUGUCGCUGCUGCUGACGGCGGGGAGUCCCCGCACCUGACACACAGCGCCAGCGUUCAGCACUCGAUGCCGGCGUCUACGAGGCACGGUUUCUGCGUCAGCGGCCUCGCACCUCUCAGGAAUUUCUGCGGUUCCUCAUCACUCAGUCGCUUUCACCCAUACUCUUGUUAAUUUAUAUUUGGUCGUGUUGGAUGUUUUUUCUACUGCAUAGUUAUCAUAGUUUUACAUUGCUUUUCUUUUUUUUUUUUUUUUGCCUUUGAGAACGUAUUCUUGGGGACAGCAUUUACUGGGAUAUUUGUGCAACCGAAAGCUACCAAGGUACAGUUUACCACAGUGCAUCUAGUGGGAGAGAGUUUCGAGAAGUGAACAGACUGUACGACAAUUGUGUACAGUGUCAUCAGGGGAGAUAUGGAGAAAAUUUUUUAUAUCUCUGUGGAGAAGGAAUCACUUAUUACAUUAUAUCCGUUGCCAUUUAUAUAAUGUUGCCAUCGGUACAACUGUGGUCAUAUAUUUACAUCUCUGUAUACCAUAGAUGCAGCAACCAUAAUUUGCAUACUGUGUUGCUCACUGUUACAGAACUAAAUACUUCACAAAAUUUUCUCGAGUUUAGCUUGCCAUGCUGACGACUGGCUCACGAUACCGGACCGGCUCACCAGUGAUAUAUGAAAGCCAAGGACGAUAUCCACACGAGUGAAGCCUUGGUCUGCAGUGCCUCACGUGUCUCUGCUUUACACCUUCCCUACACUCUGUCCUGCGGAACCAAUACAUGUAAAAAAAUCAAAUGAGAUCUACUUUUUAAGCCUGGGCGGAAUAUAAAAAAUUCUCUUGUUCUUGAUGUGACGGUUUUAUCGCAAUUCCCCGAAGCUAUGGAAUUUUCCUGUAAAUAUUCAUCGCAUGUUUGUUUCCAGUUAUGUUCCACUUUUAUUUAUUUGGAUUCAGUUACGAGUCAUUUUCAAGUGUACUUCGUGUUCUGGUUUCAUAAAGUGACGCAUGUUGAUGCUACGGAAAGAUUCAAAAUAUCAGUUUUUUCGAAGACGUUGUAGUUAUUUCACACUGCGUUGCUAGCCUUGAUCAGUCUUGUCAUAUGGUAUAUUGUAGCGACUCUGUUUAGCAUACUGGUAUACAAGAGUUCUGCCAACAAGUAGUGCAGUGCUGUCUACUUUCUACCCUCUCCCUACCUCCCUUCCCCUCUCUCUCCGUAGUGUUCUUAUUUUAUUUACCCAAGCUGCAGCUCCGUUAUACAGUUUCCCAACAUACUCAAAAUUUCUACUUAAUCGUAUUGUUAUUACAGCAAAAACUGGUGUUAAGUGUUUUACUCGUAACUCGUGUAAGAAGUAAUGAUUAUCAAAGGCAUUUCACUCUUAGCUUUAACAAUUUGUCUGCCUUUAAGGUGU
This is a messenger RNA of Schistocerca nitens (vagrant locust), 3805 nucleotides long. RefSeq lists its product as uncharacterized. The record is from RefSeq and is a predicted model, not a curated record. The transcript is spliced from 15 exons. Bases 115 to 2451 code for a protein of 778 amino acids. NCBI's taxonomy places the organism in Eukaryota, Metazoa, Arthropoda, Insecta, Orthoptera, Acrididae.